AUGGCGUCCAACAACAUACCACUUCUAUGCAACAUCUGCCCCAAAAAGCCAAGCUUCAGCGAUGUUUCUCACUUGCUCACGCACAUCUCCAGCAAAGGUCAUUUGUCCCACUACUACAAGGUCAAGGUCCGCUCGACACACGAAGAUGCCUCUCGCCAUAUCAUUGAUGCCUACGAUCGAUGGUAUGCCGAUUGGAAUGUCGAAGAGCUCAUGUCAGAUCGGAUGAGUCAAAAGGAUAAGCGUCGCACGCGUGCCAGGCCUGCUGGUAUAGCUCCCGUAUCUCGUCCGAGUCGCCGUGCCCCAGUCGGUGGGCUCCUCGAUCCACGUCUUUCAGAACAACAGGUCAUCAAAGUGGAACCAGACUCUGGCACCCCAACACCCACAUCCCAAUCUGGUCCUGUUUUACGUCACAGAAACUUCACGUCUCGUCUGCAACACUGGCCCACAGAGUCUCGUGCAAGCUCACGCAGCCUCACAAACCCAGAUUAUGAAACUUCAAGCGAAUACUCCGAUCCCAGCGAGCGACCGCGCAGGCGUUAUCAGUACCCGAUAGACGACACAUGUGCCAUCGAGGACGAAACAGUCGGGGCUGCAGAUGACACCAUGGCUGUCAGUGAGAGUACCAAACUGAAGGGCGUAUACUGGCCCGGUAUGGACAUCUUCGACUCUGCGACCCCAGAGAUGCGGCGCAAGAGAAAUCAGAAGAAAGACCAUUCGGUUGUUGCUCAGCUGGAGCUCAACUCCCAGGAUGUCGAGGCUACUGAGCUCAUAUUCACACCUCAUGGAUCGUUCAAGCGACAACGAAGAAUCUCCAGCUCCGUGUUCGAUGACGAGGAAGAUAUUGAGAUCAAGACUGAGAGCCCCCGACCUACGUUGUCACGACCUGCCCUUGCCAGCAUGGAUCCUAACAUCGCUUGUCGUGUUCGACCAGGCAGUCGCGCUCCCAUGUAUCCGUUCCAAGCUCGUGGGCAGUACGAAGACAGGCGUGGCCGCUCAUGUUUUGAUUCUGGCCUCGGCAACCGCGCUCCAAAGCGUAAACGGGCAUUUGAUGUUUUUCAGGAUGAUGAAACAUCCUUCAACCAGCCAGCCAACUUCAAUUACCUCACUUCAGGCUUCGGUGGACAGGCUUCGCCAUCACCACUGCCAGCAUUCGCUUCGUACAAGCCAUUCAGCGACCCUUUUCAGUACGACAGUAAGGAAAACAUCUUCCCCACGCUUCAACAGCCUGCAUUUGGCAACUUGCACGGGCACCAGAUGCCCGGCUUAUAUUACCAGGCCUACGCCUACGGUCUUAGUCAAGAUCAGCAGGGCCUACAGCAUGGCGCUCCACUCUUCAGUGCGAACAGUGCUUAUCAGCAACAACUUCAAGAUGACGAUGAUGAUGAUCAGCGAACGAUUACAGCUCCACCGUCCCCAGCUACAAGCUAG
Boeremia exigua is the source of this 1428-nucleotide messenger RNA. RefSeq lists its product as uncharacterized. The transcript has 2 exons. Lineage: Eukaryota; Fungi; Ascomycota; Dothideomycetes; Pleosporales; Didymellaceae. The record is from RefSeq and is a predicted model, not a curated record. Bases 1 to 1428 code for a protein of 475 amino acids.